GAUCAGUCAGUCCCUGUGUCAGUCCCUGUGCCGCUGCCAUGCUGUGUGGGAUCCUGCGCUGCCCCCUGUGCCCAUCACUACGCAGCGCCCAGCAGCCCUAGGGGGUCUCCGCUGCUCCGAGCACCCCGCACCCUGCAGCACCCGCCGGGGACAUGACGGGAGGGAGGACGCGCAGCCAAACCGGGACCGAGCUCCUGAGGAUGGGCAGGAGGAAGCGCCGGGAGAGGCUGCUGCAGCAGGGCGCCCUCAUCUGCUGCCUCCUCUUCUCCGUCUGGUGCCUGGUCGGCAUCCUACAGGGACCAGGACGAGGAAAAUCUUCAAGGGAACGCACGGCGGCAUCCAGCGCCAUUACAUGGAGGAACCGUAGACUGAUGGCUUCAGGCAAUGCGUCCAUUGAGAGGAACUGCACCGAGCCAGCUAUUAAUGAGUUUCCAGAGGAUUUAUUCAACAUCAAGGAACGACAAAAAGGAGCCGUCCUGCUGCACAUCUUCUGCGCUCUGUACAUGUUCUACGCGCUGGCGAUCGUGUGCGAUGACUUCUUUGUUCCCUCUCUGGAGAAGAUCUGCGAGAGGCUACACCUGAGUGAAGACGUGGCGGGGGCGACCUUCAUGGCGGCGGGCAGCUCCACCCCUGAGCUCUUUGCUUCGGUCAUCGGAGUUUUUAUCACCCACGGGGAUGUAGGUGUCGGGACCAUUGUGGGCUCCGCUGUAUUCAACAUUUUAUGUAUAAUUGGUGUAUGUGGAGUGUUUGCUGGACAGGUUGUACGCCUGACCUGGUGGUCUUUGUUCCGGGACUCCAUGUACUACAUUCUAGCAAUAAUAGCGUUAAUAAUUUUUAUUUAUGAUGAAGUUAUUGUUUGGUGGGAGAGUCUGAUACUGAUCAUCAUGUAUCUGAUUUACAUUCUCAUUAUGAAAUAUAACAUGAAGAUGCAGCACUUGUUCACCAUCAAACGAAAGAAUAUAGGGAACGGCUGCACCAUUGGGAAUGAACUGCAAGACGGUAAUGUGUAUAGUGCCCCGCUGUGCGAUGACCCCACAGUCCCCCUGUUGUGCAAAGUGAGGUCGGAGCAGCAUUAUCACGGCGGGAAUUCUGUGGUGAUGGUGGAUGAGAUCAUCUGCUCCAGCCCCCCCAAGUAUCGAUUCCCGGAGGCCGGAUUACGGAUCAUGAUCACCAACAAGUUCCCACCGAGGACCAGGCUACGGAUGGCGAGCAGGAUCAUAAUAAACGAGAGGCAGCGACUCCUCCAAUCAGCGAAUGGAAUGAGCUCGAUGACCUUGGACGGGAAGCAGGAGCUGCUGGAGAACGGCCUCUUACAUGGAGACAAAGACGACUACCAGCAAGACAACGAUGCCACCACCUACCUGGUGCCCUUCGCAAUACCCAGUGGCUGUGUGAACCGGUUUAAGUGGGCCUUCUCCUGGCCCCUGAUCUGCGUCCUGUACUUCACCAUCCCGAACUGCAGCCGGCCGCGCUGGGAGAACUUCUUCAUGCUCACCUUCAUCCUCUCCACCGUCUGGAUCGCCAUCUUUUCCUACAUCAUGGUGUGGAUGGUGACGGUGAUCGGAUACACCCUGGGGAUACCCGAUGUUAUAAUGGGCAUAACCUUCCUGGCAGCCGGCACCAGUGUACCGGACUGUAUGGCCAGCCUGAUCGUAGCCAGACAAGGUCUUGGAGAUAUGGCCGUGUCUAAUACCAUAGGAAGCAACGUCUUUGAUAUCCUAGUUGGACUGGGGGUCCCUUGGGGGAUACAAACCAUGGUCAUUCACUCUGGAUCAACCGUGAAAAUUAACAGCAAAGGCUUAGUGUACUCUGUCAUACUGCUGCUGGGAUCUGUGGCCCUCACUGUCAUUGGAGUUCAUGUCAAUAACUGGAAACUGGACAAGAAGCUGGGAUACUACGUCCUCGUCCUGUACGCCAUCUUCUUGUGUUUCUCCGUCCUCAUAGAAUUCAACGUCUUCACCUUCGUCAACUUGCCAAUGUGCCAGGAUGACUUCUGAUGGCCAAAGACCACGGGACCUCUGUUCUGACCGUACAACCUAGACUCUUCUAUGGGAAAACCUAAACUGCUGAUCUGGCUUUGGAGGCCGGGAAAAGGUGAUUCCUAGAAUGUACUGGAAGACGAAGUCACCCAGCGCCGAGGACGGCGAAUUGUCUGAGUGAGGUUGUGUCUUCCGAAGAAGUGUAAAUUGCUGCUGAUUUCUAAGUUAUUAAAAUCAAUAGGACAUUUAUUUAAGGUCAUUUAAGGACCGUGAGACCGGAUCCUCUUUCCAUUGAUUGGCGCACUUUAUGCCCAUGAUGUAUUGUUAGUGAUAUCUGGAGGCAGGCUGGCGGAUUGCAUGCAAAUUAUAUUUCUAUGUGAUUCGUUCUUACUAUCUGCAAAACCCCAUGGACCUCUGGGAUCUGAUACAAAAUAGCUGACAUCCUGGAAUAUGCGAAUCUACGGGAAGCGACCGUCUGUCCGUCCGUCCGUAAAGAGAAAAAGCACAUCUUUCUUUUCUUUUUUCUUUGUAUUACUGGACAAAACUUUAAUGGAAACUUCAGAAUUGCACAUUUGGAAAUCCAGAGACUUUGACGAUUGUUUCCUAGAACAUAUUUGUAAUUGUGCACAAUAUUUCAUAAGGAAAUGUCUAUAACAAUGAAAUGUUUAUAUGCACAAAUACCAAAUACAAUGUGGUUAUUCCAGAA
This is a messenger RNA of Hyla sarda, 2685 nucleotides long. RefSeq names its product solute carrier family 24 member 4 (gene SLC24A4). Lineage: Eukaryota; Metazoa; Chordata; Amphibia; Anura; Hylidae. The transcript has 17 exons. Gene Ontology annotation, biological process: calcium ion transmembrane transport; sensory perception of smell; intracellular calcium ion homeostasis. The record is from RefSeq and is a predicted model, not a curated record. Gene Ontology annotation, cellular component: membrane. Gene Ontology annotation, molecular function: calcium channel activity; calcium, potassium:sodium antiporter activity. Bases 153 to 1997 code for a protein of 614 amino acids.